Messenger RNA from Aspergillus pseudotamarii, 1648 nucleotides. RefSeq names its product putative aspartate aminotransferase. Lineage: Eukaryota; Fungi; Ascomycota; Eurotiomycetes; Eurotiales; Aspergillaceae. Gene Ontology annotation, molecular function: L-aspartate:2-oxoglutarate transaminase activity; pyridoxal phosphate binding. Gene Ontology annotation, cellular component: mitochondrion. The record is from RefSeq and is a predicted model, not a curated record. The transcript is spliced from 6 exons. The coding region runs from base 225 to 1514 and encodes 429 amino acids. Gene Ontology annotation, biological process: biosynthetic process; L-aspartate catabolic process.
AGUGACCAAUCCGAAUGGGUGUCUCCCGCUCCCCGGAAUCUUCCUAGUUCACAUGAGUCGAAAAAUAACACACACGCAGCAUCUCCGAUUAUUUAUCUGCUCGCCUCCUUGUCCGAUCUCUUUCUUCUCUCCUUGGAACCUUUUCCAUCUAAAGGACCUCCGCAGCUUAAUCUGCAAUUGAAUUUGAUUUCUUAGUUAUAUAUCUUUUUCCCUUUCCAUUAACCAUGCUGUCCACCCUCAGAGUCGCCAGCCGUAAGGCUGCUUCGCGUGACGCUAACUUGCGCACCGUCGUCGUUGGUGCCAGAUAUGCCUCGGCCUGGUCCAACGUCCCUCAGGGUCCUCCCGAUGCUAUCCUUGGUAUCACCGAGGCUUUCAAAGCCGACUCGUUCAAGGAGAAGAUAAACCUGGGUGUUGGCGCUUACCGUGAUGACAAGGGCAAGCCGUACGUUCUGCCCUCGGUUCGCGCCGCAGAGGACAAGGUUGUCGCCUCCCGCUUUGACAAGGAGUACGCUGGUAUCACCGGUGUCCCUUCCUUCACCAAGGCCGCUGCAGAGCUGGCCUAUGGUAAGGACUCCCCCGCCAUUAAGGAGGACCGCCUCGUCAUCACCCAGUCCAUUUCUGGUACCGGUGCUCUGAGAAUCGGUGGUGCUUUCCUGCAGCGCUUCUAUCCCCACGCGAAGAAGAUCUACCUCCCUAACCCUAGCUGGGCCAACCACAACGCUGUCUUCAAGGACUCCGGCUUGGAGGUUGAGAAGUACCGUUACUACAACAAGGACACCAUUGGUCUCGACUUCGAGGGUCUGAUUGCCGACAUCAAGGCCGCCCCUGAGAACAGCAUCAUCCUUCUCCACGCUUGCGCCCACAACCCUACCGGUGUCGACCCAACCCAGGAGCAGUGGCGCCAGAUCAGCGAUGUGAUGAAGCAGAAGGGCCACUUUGCCUUCUUCGAUAUGGCCUACCAAGGCUUCGCCAGCGGCAAUGCUGACAAGGAUGCUUUCGCCCCCAGGCAUUUCGUGAGCGAGGGCCACAACAUUGCCCUCUGCCAGAGUUUCGCCAAGAACAUGGGUCUCUAUGGUGAGCGUGUCGGUGCUUUCUCCCUUGUUUGCGAGAACACAGAGGAAAAGAAGCGUGUGGACUCUCAGGUUAAGAUUCUCAUCCGCCCCUUCUACUCGAACCCUCCUAUCCACGGUGCCCGUGUUGCCUCCACCAUCAUGAAUGACCCCGAGCUUAACCAGCAGUGGCUGGGAGAGGUCAAGGGCAUGGCCGACCGCAUCAUUGAGAUGCGCUCCCUGCUCAGGAAGAACCUGGAGGAGCUAGGCAGCAAGCACGACUGGUCCCACAUCACCAGCCAGAUUGGUAUGUUCGCCUACACUGGUCUCAAGCCCGAGCAGAUGGAUGCUCUUGCCAAGGAGCACUCCGUCUACGCCACCAAGGAUGGUCGUAUCUCCGUUGCCGGUAUCACCUCUGACAAUGUCAAGAGACUUGCCGAGUCUAUCUUCAAGGUGACCGGUUAGAGAAAAGGUGUUGAGGCUGAACUUUAUCCUAAAAAUACAUAGAUCUGCCGGGGUGUGGCCCUUUGUAUUGAUAUCCGACAUGUUUAAUUUAGCAUAUUCUUACGAGCAUUAUAGUAUGGUCCGAAUUCUCUUGA